AUGCAGGACCUCCUUCCAGCAUUUAGCCCAGGUGAGCGGAGGCUUUCCUCAUUGAUGUUUUUAGUUUCCACGAACUGUUUGUUUUUCGGCUGCCUGGUGCCGAUCUACUAUGACAUUGCCCUCAUGUUCGCCAAUCCUCCGGGGAACAACUUCAAGGGCGACCCCUUCGCUUCAGGCUUCCACUACAUGCCCAGGAACAUCAGCCAGAUGUUCUCAGACUUUGGUGUGGGAACUUCAAGAACUUUCAUCGGCUUCAUGUUCGGGGCUUCCCUGUCGAUGAUGGCAUCCAAGUAUCCCUGGAUGCUUAGCAACUGCUGCGUGGAAGAAGCCGUGUGGCUUCCGCUCGCACGCUGCGUCAUCGCGGCCAUUGCUGUCAGCGUGAUUGUCCUUGUCCCUGUCGUCUUUGGACCCAAUGAGGAGUACGGGUACAUGAUCAACAACUUGGUCCACUUGUUUUGGGCAUGCAUCCU
Molecule: messenger RNA, 470 nt
Organism: Symbiodinium natans
Lineage: Eukaryota; Dinophyceae; Suessiales; Symbiodiniaceae
Source: the annotation of a GenBank genome assembly